CGGGCUCUUUCGUUCGCUCCCUUUAUAGAUCCCCCCGCCCCCCACCCCCUCCAUCUAGCUCUCGGGAGAGUGAUUGAGAAUCCAGGACGAGGCGAGCCCGCGCGAUGGUGAACCUGUGAGGGGGUAGCCGGGGGAUCUCGUUGGGUCACUUUGAAGGGAGCAUGGCCGGAGCCCGGAGGGACUGUAUUGGUUGGGAGGUGUUCCUCUCGACGGGAUGCCUGCUCCUGCACGUCCUGCUCUUUCAGCCCGCGUCGGGCAAGGUGUGCAACGACCGCACCAGGCACGCACAGGAUAACAGCUGGUUCACCAAGGACAAGGAGAAAUUGCCCAUCAUGGUCCUGAUGCCCAUGAACGAGUCGACUCCUGUCCUUCGCGGCGACCACCCCGGUCCUGGCUGACAAGAAGAAGUACCCCAACUUCUUCCGCACCGUGCCGUCGGACAACGCGGUGAACCCCGCCGUGGUCAAGUUCCUCCGCUUCUACAACUGGAGCCGCGUGGGCACACUGACCCAGGACGUCCAGCGCUUCUCAGAGGUGAGAAACGACCUGACCAAUGAGCUGGAGAAGGCAGACAUACAGAUCGCAGACACAGAGAGUUUCUCCAACGACCCCUGUGUCAACGUCAAGAAGCUCAAGGACAACGACGUGAGAAUCAUCAUCGGCCAAUUUGACGAGAAUCUGGCCUCCAAAGUCUUCUGCUGCGCCUUCAACCUGAACAUGUUUGGCAGCAAGUACCAGUGGAUCAUCCCGGGCUGGUACCAGGGGAACUGGUGGGAGCAGGCCAACAGCACCAACUGCACCACCAGCAAGCUGCUCACUGCCAUGGAGGGCUACAUCGCCGUGGACUUUGAGCCCCUUAGCGCUCGCCAGAUCAAGGGCAUCUCUGGCCGGACCCCCAAGGAGUACGAGCGGGAGUACCGCCGCGAGCUCCAGCAGAAGGGCGUGGAGGCCAGCAAGUUCCACGGCUUCGCCUACGACGGCAUCUGGGUGAUCGCCAAGACCCUGACCCGCGUCAUGGAGCUACUGCGCACCAAGCAGCGGCACGAGAACCACAACUUCACCGUGGACGACCGCGAGGUGGGACGCAUGGUGCUGGACGUCAUGAACGAGACCAACUUCAACGGCGUCACCGGUCAAGUUAUGUUCCGGAACGGGGAGAGGAUGGGCACCAUCAAAUUUAACCAAUUUCAAGAUGGCCAUGAGGUGAAGGUGGGGGAGUACAAUGCCAUCGCAGACAUACUGGACCUCAUCAACAACUCCAUCAAGUUCCAAGGAGUGGAGCCUCCGAAGGACCGCACCUUUGUGCGGCUGCAGCGGCGGCACAUCAGCGUGCCACUGUACAGCAUCCUGUCCACCAUCACCAUCCUGGGCAUGCUGAUGGCCGGAGCCUUCCUCUUCUUCAACAUCAAGAACCGCAACCACAGAAUGAUCAAAAUGUCCAGUCCCUACAUGAACAACCUGAUCAUCCUGGGAGGCAUGCUGUCCUACGCGUCCAUCUUCCUCUUCGGUCUCGACGGAGGCUUCGUCUCCGACAAGGAGUUUGAGACUCUCUGCACGGUUCGUACAUGGAUCCUCAUUGUCGGCUACACCACGGCUUUCGGCGCCAUGUUUGCCAAGACCUGGAGGGUGCACGCCAUCUUCAAGAACGUGAAGAUGAAGAAGAAGAUCAUCAAGGACCAGAAGCUGUUGAUCAUCGUGGGUGGGAUGCUGCUGAUCGACUUGUGCAUCCUUAUUUGCUGGCAGAUUGUGGACCCACUGAAGAGGACGGUGGAGGAGUACAGCCUAGAGGCUGAUCCGCAGGGCCGAGACAUCGCCAUCCGUCCCUUCCUGGAACACUGUGAGAACACACACAUGACCAUUUGGCUGGGCAUCGUCUACGCCUACAAGGGACUGCUCAUGCUGUUUGGCUGCUUCUUGGCCUGGGAGACGCGCAACGUGAGCAUCCCAGCGCUCAACGACAGCAAGUACAUCGGCAUGAGUGUGUACAACGUGGGCAUCAUGUGCAUCAUCGGCGCCGCCGUCUCCUUCCUGACCCGCGACCAGCCCAACGUGCAGUUCUGCAUCGUGGCGCUGGUCAUCAUCUUCUGCAGCACCAUCACCCUCUGCCUGGUGUUCGUACCCAAGUUCAUCACCAUGAGAACCAACCCCGAUGCAGCCACACAGAACCGGAGGUUAAAGUUCACCCAGAACCAGAAGAAGGAGGACUCCAAGACUUCCACCUCCGUCACCUCCGUCAAUCAGGCCAACACCUCCCGCCUGGACGGCCUUCAAACUGACAACCAUCGCCUGCGAAUGAAGAUAACAGAGCUGGACAAGGAGUUGGAGGAGGUGACCAUGCAGCUGCAGGACACCCCGGAGAAGACCCCCUACACCAAGCAGAACCACUACCCCGACGCCAACAACAUCCUCAGCAUACGCAACUUCACCGACGGCAAAGACGGGGAGAAGUCAAUCCUGAAGAACCACCUGGAGCAGAAGCCCCAGGCGCAGUGGGGGUCCGUAGAUCCUUCAAGAAUAAACAGGGGGCCCCUGGAGGAUAUCAACUCCCCCGAACACAUACAGCGCCGGCUGUCCUUGCAGCUGCCCAUCCUCCACCACGCAUACCUCCCGUCCAUAGGCGGGGUGGACGCCAGCUGUACCAGCCCCAACGACAGCCCCGGGUCCAGCCCGCGACACAGACACAUGCCCCCGUCCUACCGGGUGAUGGUCUCUGGUCUGUGAGCGACUCCGACGGCCCCCCUUGGCGCCCUGCGUCUGCGGAGGACACUCCCGGUCCACGGUUCCUCUUUUCUACAGCAAAAUAGACUGACGUCAUCGGCACAAAGAGUGCAUUUGUUGUCCUGAAGAAGAAGCUGAGUGAAUAAAAUACAAGGAUGGAAGGAAGAGGGAGGGGGGAGGUGAGCUACACUCUCCAUACCUCUCCCUCCCUCCCUCCCUCUCGUUUCCAAACAUAAACCC
Molecule: messenger RNA, 2958 nt
Organism: Gadus morhua (Atlantic cod)
Lineage: Eukaryota; Metazoa; Chordata; Actinopteri; Gadiformes; Gadidae
Gene: gabbr2
Product: gamma-aminobutyric acid (GABA) B receptor, 2
Biological process (GO): gamma-aminobutyric acid signaling pathway; G protein-coupled receptor signaling pathway
Cellular component (GO): G protein-coupled receptor heterodimeric complex; membrane
Molecular function (GO): G protein-coupled GABA receptor activity
Source: RefSeq, a predicted model, not a curated record